UUUGAUGUUUUCAGGUUGAUUUUCAGUCUGGGAUCGGCGAUGAGAGGCCAAACAAGGGCUGAGAAACAGCUAUAAGAAUGUCCUGUUGUCCACAACCAAGCCAACAAUUCUCAUCAUCAACACAUCGACCACUCUCAAGCAACAGCUAUCACCAAGACCUCCUAUUCUUUACCAGUUUCACCACAUACUUCCUUCAAAAUGACCGAUGCUCAGGUUGCCGGCGGCCACAAGGCUACUAUCAACAACCCCAACACCUCCGAGGAGGCCAAGGAGCACUCACGUCAGGUUCUCGAGAACGAGUUCAACGGUGGUGAGGUUACUGGUGCUGAGGACAACAAGGACAAGAACCCUGGCAAUGUUGCUGGCGGUCUCAAGGCUACCCUGAACAACCCCAACGUCUCCGAUGAGGCCAAGAAGAAUGCCAAGGAGCGUCUUGACAAGGAGGAUUUCUAAAAACUCCGAGGCUGCCCAUGCCUAGCAAGCGACCUUGAUACCUACACGAAUGUUUGGAAGGCCUUGGAAUUUACCAGCGGCAUCACUUACAUAUGAACAAUUGAAAUUGUCAACAGAUUGGCCCCCUUUGUGAAUAGAUUGUGUAGCAAAGUCAAACCAUA
Molecule: messenger RNA, 614 nt
Organism: Fusarium odoratissimum NRRL 54006
Lineage: Eukaryota; Fungi; Ascomycota; Sordariomycetes; Hypocreales; Nectriaceae
Exons: 3
Coding region: 199-453 (84 amino acids)
Cellular component (GO): cytoplasm
Source: RefSeq, a predicted model, not a curated record